This is a messenger RNA of Physcomitrium patens, 2313 nucleotides long. RefSeq names its product serine carboxypeptidase 24. Gene Ontology annotation, molecular function: serine-type carboxypeptidase activity. Lineage: Eukaryota; Viridiplantae; Streptophyta; Bryopsida; Funariales; Funariaceae. The record is from RefSeq and is a predicted model, not a curated record. Gene Ontology annotation, biological process: proteolysis.
CGGCCCUCUCUGCCACUCCUUCUCUCAUCUUCUACGUUUCUCCUUGGGAUCGGUUCCCUCACUCAGUCUUUGCCGUCAAGUACAUGCCACACAUUGCCUUGCAGCAGCUGUCUGCAGCGGCAAGGCGGGGCAGGAGACCCGGUAGACGGUGCGAGGACUUGGAGUGACUAACGAGAGCAGGCUUCUUCUCUCCAUCCCCAUCCCCUAACACCACCACCACCACCACCCAGCAGCACACUUGUUGUUUCCUGAGCUCCGCAUGUUGAUCUCUGCUUGUUUGCUUGCUCACUUGCAGCAGCAGCAGCAGCAGUGUUUUGCUGCAAUGACGACUACGACGACGGUGCUGCGAGGACGGAUGAGUGGUCUCUAGGAGUGUCCUCACUCGCACCAGCUCCGCUUCCAGCUUCUCGUAAUGGAAAGAUCAAUCAAUUGUCUUGUUCUUUCCCAUCAGCAGUGACGUCACUGCGAAUCGAACCGGGCGGUGGGUUAAUUGCGCUAUAACCUUGACGAGUCACAAUAUUCUCGGGGAUCGCACUGCUUUCUUCCUCUCUUUAGGAUUCUCAUGCCAAAAUAAAAUAUUGUCCAAGACAACUUGUGCGAUCGGUUGCACUGCCGGCUCCACAAGGACGAACUAAUUUGAAUUUGAAAGAAGGAAAAAAACGAUGCAGGAGAGCAUAAAAUGCAGUGUGUGGCUAGCUUCUUUGGUGGUUUCGCUGUGUUUGCAACAAGCCUGGGUCGUUGCUGCAGACCCCUCGCAUAGGGUGCUCAGGCUUCCUGGUCAGCCUCCAGUUCGUUUCAAGCAUUACGCAGGAUAUGUGUCUGUGAAUGAAGGAAAAGGCAGGGCUAUCUUCUACUGGUUCUUCGAAGCUGACCACCGGAAAGCAGGCACAUUGCCUGUCUCGUUCUGGUUCAAUGGAGGGCCAGGAUGUUCAUCUAUAGGAGCAGGUGCAAUGUACGAAUUAGGUCCAUUUUUCAAUGCAAACGAAGCUGGCAAGUCAGGAUUGGUGCGCAAUAAACAUUCCUGGAACAAAGCUUCGAACAUCGUCUUCGUGGACUCGCCAGUUGGAGUUGGAUAUUCGUAUUCCAACACUUCGGCGGACUAUAAUUACUUGGACGACGAACUGACAGCUAUCGAUGCUAUGGCUUUUCUUGUGGGAUGGUUUACGAAAUUUCCCCAGUAUCAGAGCAAUGACGUUUAUCUCCUUGGUGAAAGCUAUGCAGGUCAUUACGCUCCAAACCUUGCCAAGAAGAUUCUGAUCCACAACGAAAUCCCCGGGAAGCUCAGGAUCAAACUUAAGGGAUUCCUGAUAGGAAACCCGUGGACAGAUUCCUACUAUGACAACAAGGGCGCUGUGGAUUUCUGGUACCACCAUUCUCUGAUCUCGGAUGAGACCUACAACGAAAUUCAAAAGAGCUGUGAUUAUAGACAGGAACCUGCAGUUGGAUUCUCUAGUAGUGCUGCUUGCAGAAACGCCGCUAGCCAUGCCUCCAACCUCGAAAUGGCAGAAAUUGAUGCUUAUAACAUCUACGCUGGCAACUGCAACUCUAUCAGCGUUAACGACUCCGCAAAAAACACUAAGACGAGGCCGAGCUUCUUCCUCGCAUUGAAGGACUCAAACUUUUGUGGACCUGACACGACCACACCGUAUCUCAACUUGCCAGAAGUGAAAGCUGCUCUUCAUGCACGGCCAGGGAUCAACUGGACUGAAUGCAGCCUGCAAAUCAACAGUCAAUACAGUGUGACGAGCGUGGUGGAGUCUAUGCUGCCAGUUUAUCGGUACCUCCUCACGAGAGGGCUAAAAAUGUGGAUUUACAGUGGAGAUAUUGACGGAGUAGUGCCGACAACGGGCACAAGGUACUGGUUGAGAGAGCUCGACCUUGAAGUGCAGGUGCCAUGGUAUCCAUGGAACCACUCUACUCAGGUGGGAGGAUGGACCCAAGUGUACAAAGGCUUGACGUUUGUGACAGUGAGAGACGCAGGGCAUAUGGUUCCAGCAGACAAGCCUUCCCAAGCGUUGCAUGUAUUUAGAAGAUUUCUUGCUGGGAAACCACUCCCCGGUUUUUAGGUCAUCAAAUUAACCCUGCUGGGAUCAAUUGGAACUUUCGUGCCUGCUGAAAACUCCUACUGCCUUAGCAGAAUGUGGGUUGAGAAUGAAAGAUGUGAGGAGCUCAAGGCCAUGGUGUUUCCAUCAGGUGGAUGAUGUUAAACAUGUCCUCACUGUUUGAAAUUGUUAUAAAAGACGUUUGCUCAAUAAAAUCUGCACCUGCGGCUUCCACUAAUGAAGUAGAGGAAGCUACUCUCGAUUAUCUAAA